Lingula anatina is the source of this 2229-nucleotide messenger RNA. Its product is annotated as mitochondrial inner membrane protein OXA1L. The record is from RefSeq and is a predicted model, not a curated record. NCBI's taxonomy places the organism in Eukaryota, Metazoa, Brachiopoda, Lingulata, Lingulida, Lingulidae. Gene Ontology annotation, biological process: protein insertion into mitochondrial inner membrane from matrix. Gene Ontology annotation, molecular function: membrane insertase activity. Gene Ontology annotation, cellular component: mitochondrial inner membrane.
AUAUGUUGCUAUCCCACAAUGCAUUUUAUUUCAAUAUGGCUGCCUCCAGAUGCACUCGAAUAUUUUCCGAUCAUAAACAUUUAUAUGGACAAAUUCUGGCACAGAGGCCUGCAGCUGCAUGUAGAAGACAGCUCCACACACUGAACAGAAUGUUGUGUAUGAGUAAGAGCACAGGGUGCUUCGGAAAGAUGUGCAUAUCUCACAUUACACGUAGCCCCAGACAGUUGCCCCAGUCUUAUGCCAUUGGCUGCAGUGUCAUGCCAACAAGAUUUAACAGUACAGGGCAAGCUGUGUCUGAAGCUGCAGCCAAAGGAGCAGAAGCAGGGGGGCAGUACAUCCCACCUCCCCCUGAUGUUGUUCCACCAGAUGUCUACGACUCCAUGUUCCUGAACAAGCUUGGGGAGCCCACACUGCAAAGUUUGGGCCUAGGAAACUGGUACCCUUCUGGGAGGCUACAGACCUUACUGGAGUUCUUUCAUGUCCACCUGGACUUACCAUGGUGGGGAUCAAUUGUGUUGAUGACAACUAUUGUCAGGCUUUUUAUGUUCCCCUUAAUGAUAAUAUCCCAGAAUAACAUGGUAGAAGUUACAAAGCUGGCCCCAGAAACUAUGAAACUGCAACAGCAAGCCAGCAGGGCUAAGUUACAAGGAGAUAUCAUUACAAGGAUGGAGAUUGAGCGCAAGCAACAAGAAUUAAACAGAAAUAGUAAAGCCAAUCCAAGUAAAGUUAUGCUCAUCCCAAUUUUUCAGGGAGUUGUGUUUGUCUCAUGGUUCAAAGGCAUGAGGGAAAUGACCAGUCUCCCCGUGGAGAGUAUGAAGGAGGGGGGUUUAUGGUGGUUCACAGACCUCACAAUGCUGGACCCAUACUACGCCCUGCCUGCCAUGACAGCUUUGACACUGCUUCUCAUUUUAGAGGUUAAUAUAUUGAGUGCCACAAGUGCGAUGCCAAGAGCUGCUGCCAUGAAAAUAGGAAUGCGUUGUUUCCCUGUGCUGGUCUUCUUAUUCACCAUGAAUUUCCCAGCAGCAUUGUCAGUGUACUGGAUGACACAGAACAUCAUCUCAUUUGGGCAAACUUUGCUAUUAAAAAAUGUUAAAGUUAAAAAGAUGUUAGGAAUGUCCAUUCCCCCAGAUCCACAGGAAGUGUUUAAAGGAGAUAUGCCACCUGAAGAAAAUAAAGGGAUUUUAAAGUCUCUCAAAGAAUCAUGGGAACAACAGAAGAUAGCAAGGGAAGUAUACAAGUCAAGAAACAUAGACUCAAUAACAUAUGAAGAAGCAAAAUUAGGACCCCUAAAAAGGACAUUUUCUUACGAUCCUACAAAGCCAGGUGCCAAGGAAGCUGCAGAAGAGAGGGAAAGAAAGUCGCGUCUUCAGAAACGUAGACAAUAAUUGUUAGAGAGACGGUGAAAGAUUUUUUUUUUUUUUUUUUUAUUAAAAGAUUACUGCAUGUUUAUUGAAGGACUCCUAAACAUCAUGUACAGGAAACACAAUUUUUAAUUGACCUGCAAACUUUGCAUGUAUUUGAGCAGUCAUGUUUUGGAAGACUGUUAUACUCUGAUCAUGAAGCUGGUUACUGUAAACAUUGAAAAGUUUGAAAAUAUUUUAAUUGGUUAACACUGAAAUGUGCCCACUUGUAAACCCAACUGCCCAACUGGCAAGUAGUCCAAGAAUUUGGUGCAGAAAAAAGGGUGAAUUGUGCAUUUUUUACCAACAAGCAUGAAAUUUGGCACAGUUGUAGAUAAUGGAAGAGUAUUCUGGAAGACAGCUUGCAUUAGGAUGAGCAACUUAUUGUUAUGUUCCGUAUCUUUAUACAAACAUAUAAACAAAGGAAUAACGUGCUUUGGAAGUGCUGCUUAGCUUUAUUUAGAUUCAAUAUGGCUGACCGACUCAGCUGCGUUCACACAAAGUGAUGACGUCAUAUCAAAACACAACAAACAGCACAUACAGCUGAGUUUAGGUGAGAGGUGGCUGAAACUGUUCACCGUGACCAUAAUACAUGGAAGAUAAGACUGAGGUCCACUUGCUGUUGAAAUAAACUACUUUAUUCCAUGAAAGUUACACAUGCCUCUUGCACUAUGCUUUUUUACCCAACAAUCCUUAUGUCAAUAGAAAGGGUUUUUUUAAAUAGUUACCAACAUAUCUGGUGCUGCACCAAUGAAAGGCAAGUGCAGUUUACUACAUAAUAAAAAGACAACCUGAACACAUUUAAAAAUGGAAUAAAAGUUUAUUUGUA